UUAAUUGUGGUCUCCUGUCGUUCCUUCAGCAAUUACCCUCUACCUCCGUAGUUGAUCAUACGAAUCUUCUGAUUUUCCUAAUUGGUCCAUAAAAGUGAAGAACUAAAUUAUAAGUAAUAUAACCCGUUACAUAACAUUGGCGAGCCAGGGCCAGGAGGUGGUGCUGUAUUGCUGAAGACAGGCAGUUGAUCUUUAAACCCAUUUUAGUGCUCAGACAAAUUAACCAAUUUGUUGUCAAAAUGGAUGUAAUUUUCCAAGAAGGUAUCAAAAUCCCAAAUGCUGUAAUAGUUAGUGGGGUAACUGGAACAGCGAAUGAUGAAGAACUGAUAAAAAUUCUGCAAGAACAUGGUUCUAUUGCUAGGUCAGUCAAAAUUCAGGACCCUGAUUCUGACUUCCAUCGUGACUUAAUUAUUGAGUUUGACAGUGGCUGUGCUUUACAGUCAUUAGAGCUCAUGUUGCCCUAUACUUACCAACUAACCAGUGAUCCAAAUGUCACUUAUAUAGUGAGAUCUUUAUCCAGUGUUUACACCCGAAAGUUGGGGGGUAGUGCUACCAGAUCAUACCUAGAAGGAUUGAAAGAAAUUGCGAAACUCAGUGGGGCAAAUUUUGAAGCAAUGUUGAGUGAAAUGCUGACAGAAAUGAGUGCUGUAGUUCUUCCUGCAGGCUCUACAUCUGAAGCUGUUGAUGAAAACCCUAUUAGACCAUCCCGUCAAGAGCCGCUUGAAGGCAAAGCAACUCCAGUUAUCGCUCAGCCUUGCCAAGAAGGAACCCAGCAGACCCAUCCUCCUGCUUCUUAUGUGGCUGACACCACAGUUCUUACCUCUCCCACGAUACUUAACCCGCCUGAAGUUCAGAGGUUAGUUGUUGAACAUGUGGUGAGGAGUGGAGAAGCUGUUGCUCAGGUGCAUGCUCCCAUGCGACUCAGGUUAUUUUCUGGGAGGAAACCUAGACCUGCCAACGAGACAGAUUAUGAUGCAUGGCGUUCUAGUGUGGAUCUUAUUCUGAAAGAUCCUGCAAUAUCUGAUCUGCAUGGGUCACGAAAGAUCCUGGAAAGUCUUUUGCCCCCAGCUGCUGAUGUUAUUAAACACUUGAGUCCUGAAGCUUCCCCAUCAGCUUACCUGCAGUUGCUAGAUUCUGCUUUCGGCACGGUAGAAGAUGGUGACGAACUCUUUGCUAAAUUUAUGAAUACCUUGCAGGAUGCAGGGGAGAGACCUUCAUCUUACUUGUCUAGGCUUCAGGCAGCCUUGAGUGUAACGAUUAAGCGUGGUGGGGUUUCGCCCAGUGAAGCAGACCGACAUCUCUUGAAGCAAUUCUGCCGGGGCUGCUGGGAUGAUGGGUUGAUCGCUGACCUGCGAUUGACACAAAAACGUGAUGAUCCUCCACAUUUCGCACAGCUGUUAUUGAUGCUACGUACUGAGGAGGAUAAACAUGCUGCAAAAACCAUGCGCAUGAAACAACAUCUAGGUGGUACCAAGCAGCGCGCACUGAUGCAUACCCACAGAACCUGGGUGUCUGAUGAAACUGAACAAGCUGCAGCCUCCAAUGUGCUGUCAUUGGCAACAGAAGCUAAAGAACUAAGAAAACAGAUAGCAACUCUUCAGAGUCAACUAGCAAAACUCACCUCUAAAGCUGAUGUCCCAAAGAAAUCUGCAUUGCAGGCAGUGGGUCAGAAAUCCUCAAUCACAGAGAAAAGAUCAAGCAAACAGAGCACUGUAACCACAAUACCUGCAAACGGUAAACAAUCUGACAAACCCAGGCCAUGGUAUUGUUUUAAAUGUGGAGAAGAUGGCCAUAUUGCCUCCUCCUGUGAGUCAGAGCCCAAUCCAACACUGGUGGCUGAAAAGCGUAAAGUCUUGAGGGAGAAACAAUCCCAGUGGGAGUCUCAAUACAACAUCACAAAACCUGCUUUAAACUAGAGCCAGUUCCUGUUGCGG
Molecule: messenger RNA, 1934 nt
Organism: Ctenopharyngodon idella (grass carp)
Lineage: Eukaryota; Metazoa; Chordata; Actinopteri; Cypriniformes; Xenocyprididae
Product: zinc finger CCHC domain-containing protein 18-like
Exons: 1
Coding region: 240-1916 (558 amino acids)
Molecular function (GO): nucleic acid binding; zinc ion binding
Source: RefSeq, a predicted model, not a curated record